UUCCGAUUUUUUGUAACUUAAAAGAAGAAUAUCAUAAUUAACACUUCAUCGAGCAUGGAAACCCCUCAAUAUAAUUAUAAAAAGUUACCCGAUGAAAUUGUGAUCUCUGGUUUCUCCGGACGGUUACCAGAGAGUUCAAAUAUCCAAGAAUUCAAAGAGAAUUUAUUCAAUGGAGUUGACAUGGUAAAUGAUGAUCCUCGACGUUGGCCAAAUGGUUUGUACGAUUUACCAACACGAAUUGGUAAAAUGAAGGAUGAAGAUAUGGAAAAUUUCGAUCAACAAUAUUUCGGUGUACAUCAAAAACAAGCCGAAUGCAUGGACCCACAAUUAAGAAUGUUGCUCGAAGCAACACACGAAGCAAUCAUCGAUGCCGGUUUCAAUCCGCAAGAAUUGCGUGGCAGCGAUACUGGUGUAUAUAUUGGUGUAUCAAAUUCGGAAACUGAAAGGUAUUGGCUUGCAAAUCCAGACCGUGUCAAUGGUUAUGGUGUAACUGGUUGUGCUCGAGCUAUGUUUGCCAAUCGUUUAUCAUUCACGUUUGAUUUCAAAGGACCAAGUUUUGCGAUUGAUACAGCUUGUUCAAGUUCAUUGUAUGCAUUGUCACAGGCUUUUUCCGAUUUGAAAGCAGGCCAUUGUGAUUCGGCUAUUGUGGCCGGAGCUGCUCUUAUUCUUGAACCCACUAUGUCAUUGCAGUUCAAUCGGUUGGGCAUGUUGGGCGCUGUCGGAAAAUGUAAAUCAUUCGACGAAAGUGGCGAUGGUUAUGUACGGUCUGAAGGUUGUGUGGUUGUCUUUUUGCAAAAGGAAAGCCAAGCUCGUCGUAUUUAUGCAUCGAUUUUGAAUGUUCGCACAAAUACAGAUGGUUUCAAAGAGGAGGGCAUCACAUUUCCCAUUGGUAACAUGCAAACUAAAUUGAUGCGUGAAACCUACAAUGAAAUUGGAUUGCAUCCGAAUGAUGUUGUGUAUGUUGAAGCCCAUGGCACUGGUACAAAAGUCGGUGACACACAAGAAGUGAAUUCAAUCACUGACUUCUUCUGCAAAAAUCGUAAAACACCAUUGCUCAUUGGCGCUGUAAAAUCAAAUAUGGGACAUGCUGAACCAGUUUCUGGUGUUUGCUCGAUCGCUAAAGCUCUUUUGGCAAUGGAAACCGGUAUUAUUCCGGGGAAUUUGCACUAUAAAUCACCAAAUCCCAAUUUACAAGGUAUUAUUGAUGGCCGCCUUAAAGUUGUCGACCGAAACACUCCAUGGAACGGUGGUAUCAUUGGUUUGAAUUCAUUCGGUUUCGGCGGCGCAAAUGCCCAUGUCAUCUUGAAAUCCAAUCAAAAACGAAAAUCAACAAAUCCAAGCGACACUAUUCCACGGCUGGCUAUACUUUCCGGUCGAACCAGCAAUGCUGUCGACUUGCUUUUGAAUGAAAUUGACAAAAACAAAACUGACGAUGAAUUCAUAGGAUUGGUCAAUAAAAUCCACUCAAAGAACAUUCCAUUGCAUUACUCACGUGGUUAUGCUGUAGUCGGUGGUGACGUGACAACCGUUCGCGAAGUCAACGAAUUGGUCGAUGACAAACGCCCGGUCUGGUAUAUUUACUCUGGUAUUGGAUCACAAUGGGCUAGCAUGGCUAAAGAUUUGAUGCAUUUGGAAGUGUUCCGCAGUAGCAUUAAUCGCUGUGCUGAUGCUUUGCGUCCAGAGGGCUUUGAUUUGUUUAAAGUUCUCAUGAAAAGUGAUGAAUCGGCAUUCGAUGACAUUUUGAAUUCAGUCGUUUCGAUCGCUGCCGUUCAAGUUGCUCUCACCGAUAUUUUAACCCACUUGGAAAUUACACCGAAUGGAAUCAUCGGACAUUCGACCGGUGAAUUGGGUUGUGCUUAUGCGGACGGUUGCUUUACACUAGAACAAACCGUUUUGGCUGCAUAUUGGAGAGGACGUAGCAUAUUGGAAGCAAACUUGAAUAAGGGUAUGAUGGCUGCUAUCGGCUUAACAUGGGAAGGCACAAAGGCUCGUGUUCCAGUCGAUAUCGUUGCCGCAUGUCAUAACAGCAAUGACAGUGUCACCAUUUCGGGACCACCAGAUUCAAUUAUAAAAUUUGUUGAAGAACUCAAAAAAAGUGGUGUAUUUGCAAAGGAGGUCAACUCAUCGGGAUAUGCCUUCCACAGCAAAUACAUUGCUGAUGCUGGACCAAAAUUGCUUAAAUCGUUAGAACGUAUCAUUUCAAAUCCGAGAACUCGCACAUCACGUUGGAUCAGUACAAGCAUCCCAGAGGACAAGUGGAAUACACCAAUUGCUCAACAAAGCUCAUCGACGUACCACGUAAACAAUAUGUUGUCACCAGUCUUGUUCCACGAAGGCGUUCAACAUAUUCCAAAAAAUGCUAUUUGCAUCGAAAUAGCCCCAACUGGUUUAUUGCAAGCAAUUUUGAAGAGAUCAUUGGACAGCAAAGCCGUGAAAUUGAGCUUGAUCAAACGUGGACAUGAAAAUAAUCUUGCUUUCUUCUUGCAAAAUAUUGGAAAAUUAUAUACCACUGGUGCUCAACCACAGGUCUCGAAAUUGUAUGCGCCUCUUUCAUAUCCAGUUGGUCGUGGAACACCUAUGUUGAACUCAAAAAUUGGAUGGGAUCACUCACAACGUUUUAUGGUUCCAAAAUUCGGAACGGAUUCAACUCUCGGUGAAACGAUUGUUGAGGUAAACCUUACCAAAGACGAAGACACAUAUUUGGCUGGUCACGCAAUAGAUGGUCGUAUUUUGUUCCCAGCUACUGGUUAUAUGACUUUGGCAUGGCGUACAUUCCCCAAAAUAAAGAACAGCAUGUUCGAACAGACAUCAGUUGUUUUCGAAGAUGUUGUUUUCCAUCGUGCUACCAUUUUGCCAAAGGACGGCUCCAUCAAACUCGCCAUCAAAUUCUUCGAUGGAACCAAUCGCUUUGAAAUCUGUGAAGGGGGUUCAUUGGCUGUAUCUGGUAAAAUCUGUGUACCCGAAGAUGAAUUCGAGGAAUUGCCAUUGGAGCCACUUGAACAAGACAAAUCGGGUCUGAAAUUGAAACUAAACGAUGUCUACAAGGAGUUGCGUCUUCGUGGUUACGACUAUAGUGGUAAAUUCCGCGGUAUUAGCGAGUCCGAUUCGAAAUUCAUUGCUGGUAAAUUGCAAUGGCAAAACAAUUGGGUCACUUUCAUCGAUACUAUGUUGCAAUUUUGUAUUAUGGGCAAAAAUGACCGUGAAAUUUACUUGCCAACACGUAUAGAACGUGCUGUUUUUAAUCCAAGCAUACACUUGGAAAUGGUCGAACAUUUCAAACAAAACAAAGUUGAUGUUCCAGUUUACAUGUACAAAGAUCUCAAUGUCGUUAAAUCGGGUGGCGUUGAAUUGCGCGGAUUGAAGGCUUCAUUGGCACCUCGACGUCCAGGCACACAAUCACCAAUUUUGGAACAUUAUCGAUAUAUUCCACUCGACAACACAAAUCAAGAUUUGGCAAAUAAUGAUGAACGGGCACGUUUACAUGCCAUUUCGGUUGCAACUCAUUUAGUUGUUGAAAACAGUGGCGGUGCAUUGAAAAUUAAAUGGGCUGAUGUAAUUGAAAAUAAAAUUGCCGAAAAUGGACUUGCUCGGACCAUUCAAAGCAUCAUUGAAAGCGAACCCAGGUUAGUUAACGAUGUUGUUUUUGUGACAAACCGAUCAACAGCUGUUGGAAAAUCGGGUAUUCGUGUUGUUUCCGAAGAUCCAAGCACUGGUCCAGUUGAAUCAAACUGUCAUCUAGUCAUUGCUUACGAUGUUGUUCCACGUUCUAACGCUAAAACUGUUAUUGAUAAUCUUAAAUCAUCAAUCCGUGAAGGUGGUUUCAUUUUGCUCGAAGAAAAUGUUGUCGGUUAUGACGAGGCCACUGCAAACAAAUUAUUCAACAGUUUAAAUUUAGCAAUUAUCUCGGUUCAACGUGCUAACAACAAAUACUUUAUUUUAUUGCGGCCAAUCGUCGAUUUUGCCUCUCGAAACAAGACCGUCGUCAAGAUCACCGAAAAGAAUUACUCAUACCUUGGACAAUUGCAAACAGCUUUGGCGAAUGCUGAAAGAGAUAACACUUAUGUGUACAUUGUUGGACACGGUGAAGAACUAUUGGGCGCCGUUGGUUUUAUGAACUGCCUCAAAUAUGAAAACGGUGGAAAAUUUGCUCGUUUGAUAUUCGUACAAGAUGCAAAGGUUGAGCAGUUUUCAUUCACCAGUAAAAUGUAUGCCAAUCAAUUGAGCAAAGAUUUGAUCAUCAAUGUGUAUAAAAAUGGCGGUUGGGGAACAUUCAGACAUUUGAAAUUGGAUGAAGUUUCGAAUAUCCCCGUCAAGCAUGCUUACGUGAAUGCUUUGACCAAGGGAGAUUUAUCAAGCUUAUCAUGGAUUGAAAGCCCAUUGACACAGCAAAUGAUCGAUCCGUUAGAUAAAAAAAAUGAAUUGUGCUCCGUUUACUAUGCACCAAUCAAUUUCCGUGACGUUAUGUUGAGCACAGGAAGAUUGGCGGCCGAUGCCCUGCCAGGUGAUUUACCGACUCAGGAUUGUGUAUUGGGCAUGGAAUUUGCUGGACGUGACUCAAACGGAAAACGUAUAAUGGCCAUGGUUCAAGCAAAAGCACUUGCAACAACUUGUGUUGCUCAACGAAAUAUGAUGUGGGAAAUUCCCGACAACUGGAGCAUGGAAGAAGCGUCAACUGUUCCGUGUGUUUAUUCAACGGUCUAUUAUGCUUUGGUCGUCCGCGGUCAAAUGAAAAAGGGCGAAUCGAUUUUAAUUCAUGCUGGUAGCGGUGGAGUGGGACAAGCAGCAAUCAAUGUUGCUCUACAUCAUGGACUGAUCGUUUAUACAACAGUUGGUAGCAAGAAGAAGCGUGAAUUCUUAAAAAAGACCUUCCCUCAAUUGACUGAUGCUCACAUUGGUAACUCGCGUGACACAUCAUUCGAACAAUUUAUCAUGCGUGCCACCAAAGGGAAGGGAGUUGACUUGGUUUUAAAUUCACUUGCCGACGAUAUGCUGCAAGCCUCAAUACGGUGCUUGGGUCUCGAUGGACGUUUCUUGGAAAUCGGAAAAGUUGAUAUGCACAACAAUUCGCCGCUAGGAAUGUCUGUGUUCUUGAAGAACACAUCAUUUCAUGGUAUUUUAUUGGAUAGAAUUAUGGCUAGUGAUGACAAAGAAAAGGAGUUAGUUGUCACUUUGGUUGCUGAAGGUAUUAAAAAUGGCGCCGUUCGUCCACUGCCAACAACCAUUUUCAAUGAAAAUCAAGUGGAACAAGCGUUCCGUUUUAUGGCCAGCGGUAGACACAUUGGUAAGGUCGUGGUGAAAGUGCGCGAUGAAGAAUCACGCGAAGUUAAAAAGCCGACCUCAAAAUUAAUUGCUGCCAUACCACGUACGUAUUUCUAUAGUGAUAAAACCUAUGUCAUUGUUGGUGGUUUGGGUGGUUUCGGCUUAGAAUUAGUCAAUUGGAUGAUAGCACGUGGUGCAUCAAAAAUCGUAUUGACAUCGCGUAUCGGUGUUAAGACAGGUUAUCAAUCAUUAAUGAUUCGUCGUUGGAUCGAAAAGGGUGUUAACGUUUUAGUUGAUACAAAUGAUGUGACAACAUUGGCGGGUGCACAAAAUUUACUCAAUGUAGCCAAUAAAUUGGGACAAGUCGGUGGUAUUUUCAAUCUUGCCGCUGUUUUACGUGAUAACAUUUUGGAAAAUCAGACUGAAAAAGAUUUCCAAACUGUUUGCGCACCAAAAGUCAAUGGAACCAAAUAUUUGGAUACAGCAUCACGUGACUUGUGCCCUGUAUUGGACUACUUUGUGUGCUUUUCCUCAGUAUCGUGCGGUCGGGGUAAUAUCGGUCAAACUAAUUAUGGUUUGGCCAACUCGGCCAUGGAACGUAUCAUGGAAAAUCGUCAAGCAUUUGGUUUGCCAGGUACAUCGAUUCAAUGGGGUGCCAUCGGUGAUACUGGUUUGGUUGUUGAAAGUUUGGGUGAUAACGAUACUAUUGUUGUUGGUGGUACAUUAUUGCAGCGUAUGGUUUCAUGCUUACAUACCAUGGAUAUUUUCAUGCAACAACCACACCCUGUGCUCGCUUCAAUGGUCGUUGCGGAAAAGCGUAAGGCCGAAAGCAGCGGUGUCAGUUUAGUGAGCUGUGUUGCCAGCAUUUUGGGAUUGAAAGACUUGAAGAAUGUUCCAGGCCAAGCAUCAUUGGCUGAUUUGGGAAUGGAUUCGUUGAUAAGUGCUGAAAUAAAACAAACGUUGGAACGAAGCUACGAUAUUGUGAUGUCAACAGAAGAAAUUCGUCUAUUGUCAUUCGGAAGCCUUAAGGCUUUGGAAUCGAGAGCUUCUAAUGAUGCACCGGUAUCCAUGAGCAGUGCUGAAACUAGUAGCACUCAAACAACAGCCUUCGACGAUGGAAUUCAAAUCGUUUUCACCGACGAGUUGAUGCCAACGGAAGUUUUGGUCAAACUUAAAACUCAAGCAACCGCUGAAAGUAACGCAUCCCCAUUCUUUGCGGUGCAUGCUAUUGAAGGUUCUGUUACUGCAUUGGAACCAUUAGCUGCCAAAUUGACCGUACCAGUCUAUGGUUUGCAGUGUACAAAAGACGCGCCAUUGACUUCAUUGAGCGACUUGGCUGCAUUCUAUGUCAAACAAAUGAAGACCGUACAAAAGACUGGCCCGUAUGUCAUCAUUGGUUAUUCAUUCGGUGCAGCGGUUGCCUUUGAAAUGGUGGUACUAUUGGAGAAGUUCGGUGAGAAAGCAACACUUUUCAUGAUUGACGGUUCUCCAAAAUACACCAAAUGGUACAUGGAAACACAUCGCAAACGCAUAGAAGGCACCACUGAAUUACAAUUCCAAUCAUAUAUGUUGGCUUACUUUGGAUUUAUCGUUGCGAAAUUGGACAUCAUACAAACCACCAAGGCAUUGGACUCACUCGCUUCAUUCGAUAUGAAAUUGAAACGAAUUUCUGAGCUCAUUUGUCCGAAAACAAAAUUUUCAUCGGAAACUAUUCAAUUGGCCGCCGAUGCCUUAAUUAAAAAACUCGUCAUAGCUCAUGUGUAUGAACCAGACCACAAAAUCUCCACCACCAAUGUUAUUUUGUUUAAAUCAACCGAAAAUGAUGUCCAAUUAACCGCUGACUAUGGUCUCUCAGAGAUUGUUACAUCCAAGAUCAAUAUUAUUAGCAUAAAGGGUAACCAUAGAACUAUAUUGACCGGAGAAUCAUUAGAUAAGAUCGCUUCUAUUCUAAAAGCGUACAUCAGGUAAAAAGUACUUUAUCUGUACAUUUGAAUUGAGUUUUUGUGUAAUUUAUUAAUAAUAAA
Contarinia nasturtii (swede midge) is the source of this 7283-nucleotide messenger RNA. RefSeq names its product fatty acid synthase-like. Gene Ontology annotation, molecular function: fatty acid synthase activity; oxidoreductase activity; phosphopantetheine binding. The record is from RefSeq and is a predicted model, not a curated record. Gene Ontology annotation, biological process: fatty acid biosynthetic process. The coding region runs from base 55 to 7227 and encodes 2390 amino acids. Lineage: Eukaryota; Metazoa; Arthropoda; Insecta; Diptera; Cecidomyiidae. The transcript has 9 exons.